Molecule: messenger RNA, 1990 nt
Organism: Trichophyton rubrum CBS 118892
Lineage: Eukaryota; Fungi; Ascomycota; Eurotiomycetes; Onygenales; Arthrodermataceae
Exons: 1
Coding region: 1-1581 (526 amino acids)
Molecular function (GO): protein binding
Source: RefSeq, a predicted model, not a curated record
AUGGCGACUGCGAUGGCAUCGUCACAGUCGCCGCCUCAAUUCGAUGCGUCCGCUCCUUCAUCGAUCUCAUCGCGGGCCUCUCUGCCGCCCUCUACCAUUAAGCGGACGAGCCUACAAAGACCUUCGUCGUACCCAAAAAACCGACUAUCCGUCCACUCCAACAAGUCAAACUCGCAAAAUCGUUCACGUCCAACCUCUGCCACUUCUAAUACCUUUUCUGUUUAUCAGUCAAGCCUGCCUUACGCUUUGGUUCGGGAUUUUGCCUAUCCUCCCAGUCACCCUCUUCAUUAUGGCGCACCUCCCAAAGAUUCGGGCAUUUCGACACCAGUCCACGAAUCUCGGAGGAUUUCAGAUGCGCCCCUUUCUUCACUGGACGCCACCCGCGCUCACUGGCCCGCCCCAAACUGGGACCCAGGUACGAUGUACAGCCAGCAACAACUACCUCCGAUAGCGUAUGGCGAUGGACCUCCAUAUAGUGAAGACGAAGAUUUACAUAGCCCCGUUGUUACCACCUCACGGCAUCGAAAGUAUAAGUCCGGCCACUCUAGUGAGAGUAGACCUGGCUCACGCAGACGCAAAGGGUCGGGUUUUGGUGACCCCGACAAUAAUGGUGACGCUGAGAAGGGUGUCUUGAUUGGUGUUAACGGAGAUGGAAGCGAGACAUAUUAUAUUAGAGACGAAGACGCGGAUGAUGAUGGACCAGGAGGAGAGUACGUGACCUACCCAGCAGGGGAUGGCAGACGCUCAUACCACCCGGGUUUUGGUGACCAAGGCGGGGCUGGAGGUGCCGGUCUAGGUAACUCCGCUCAUAACCACGGGGCUUACGAUAGAGAUUUCGAACUAGCCUCUGACGACGAUAUAUCAGACGACGAUGCGUGGAACGACCCUUCUAGAUACUCGCGAGACUAUCAAUUUACAAUCGUUUCUCCAGAUGAGGAGAUGCAUGGUAAAGCCGUUGCUCUCUUCGAUUUCACUCGCGAGCACGAAAACGAGCUUCCUUUGAAAGAAGGCCAGGUAAUUCUGGUUUCUUAUCGCCAUGGCCAGGGAUGGCUCGUUGCUGAAGACCCAAGGACUGGAGAAAGUGGACUGGUUCCUGAGGAAUUUGUACGUCUUGUCAGGGAUAUCGAAGGCGGAUUGAAUUCUCUCAAUGGCGAUUUGAAUAUGAUCGACCCUAAUACUGCCGGAAGUGAAUCCGAACAAACACCGGUCGCCACCACUCUGCCGGCCUCGCAAUUGAACGAUGCUCAUAUUAGUGAUACUGCCGAUACGGAUGCACAAGCCCACGUACCGGUUGAAAUCGAUGCGACUGAUAGUGGAACACAAGAAGUGGACACACCAACUACACAAAGCAAAGAAACUGAAAGGGACAAAGGAAGGGAAAAGCAUCCUCCAGUCGUGUCGACCUUUUCAACGAGCAGCAAAGACCUAAACCCCUACCCCUCACACCUACUUAGUGGUCAUCAGCAUAGCAGGUCCAUGCCUCCCGCAAUUGAACAUUCAGAAGCUCAGUUGGCCCGUUCCAACUCUGGUGCAGCAAAACGAACCAAGAGUGUGUCUAAACGAGUCUCUGAGUCGGCUUAAGGACCUCGUUUCAAGGAUUCUUGUGUUCUUGUCAUGAUUUUUUCUUUUCUUGUUUACCCUGGACGAAUAAACGAGAUACCUGGUGUGCAUUAUGAGAACGAGUGCCAAACAAUUUCAUCUUUUACCUUCAUACUCCCUCCAUAUGCCUUCAAAUCAUGGAAUGUGUUCUAGUCAACGUGAUUCCACACCUGAUCCUCACUUAAUAUGCCCUUCAAUUCUUCGUGAAAAACACGAAUACGCUGUCUGAGACGGUUCUAAUGUGGUUGAUGUAUGUGGGCACUUUUAUCAUCUCUUUCUUCAGCUCCGGCUCCUAUGUUUGAUUGAUUCCAUUUCCUAGCCCACAUCAUUAUCCCGUUUAGGUUUUCUUGUCUUCAUCAUCUGCCUUUUUCUUCUUUCAUUUUCUUUUCCU